This is a messenger RNA of Oncorhynchus mykiss (rainbow trout), 589 nucleotides long. It is a transcript of the gene atp5if1a, whose product is annotated as ATP synthase inhibitory factor subunit 1a. Gene Ontology annotation, cellular component: mitochondrion. Gene Ontology annotation, biological process: negative regulation of ATP-dependent activity. Gene Ontology annotation, molecular function: ATPase inhibitor activity. Lineage: Eukaryota; Metazoa; Chordata; Actinopteri; Salmoniformes; Salmonidae. The record is from RefSeq and is a predicted model, not a curated record.
GUCGCUAGAUGACAGCAAAUCGUUUUCCCAGCCACUCCCACACAGUGAAAUUGCACAUUUCCGCAUGUGAAAGUACACAGCGAAGUACUUUCUGCUGCAGCAGGGCUGUUAAUCUGCGUAGUUGAGAAAUUGUAAUGGCGAGGCUACUAUUAAGAUCCAAUUUUCGGGGCUUCUUUGCCACCCAAUUCAGGAUGACAUCCGACCAGCUGGGUGAGCUGGGCAAAGGAGCAGGAAAGGGAGGCGGUGGAGGAGGCUCGGUGAGGGAGGCAGGUGGUGCCUUUGGAAAGAAGCAAGCUGCAGAGGAGGAGCGUUAUUUUCGUCAGAAGGAGAAGGAGCAGUUGUCUGCCCUACGGAAGCACCAUGAAGAGGAGAUUGACCACAGCAAGAAAGAAAUUGAGCGUUUGCAGCGUGAGAUUGACCGUCACAAGGGCAAAAUCAAGAAACUGAAACAUGAUGACUAAGCUCAGUCUUCAUUCACACUGCUUACAUUAGGCCAAAUAUCACCCAUUUGCCUGAUUUUGUGUUUUUAGGCAAUUGUAUAAUAGUUACAUUCAAAACAAUAAUAAAACACUAGUUGUUUUCCAACUGG